This is a messenger RNA of Erpetoichthys calabaricus (reedfish), 1563 nucleotides long. It is a transcript of the gene aar2, whose product is annotated as AAR2 splicing factor. NCBI's taxonomy places the organism in Eukaryota, Metazoa, Chordata, Cladistia, Polypteriformes, Polypteridae. Bases 153 to 1304 code for a protein of 383 amino acids. Gene Ontology annotation, biological process: spliceosomal tri-snRNP complex assembly. The record is from RefSeq and is a predicted model, not a curated record. The transcript is spliced from 4 exons.
GAAGGAUUUUGUUUCCGCUACAAGGAGUACGAAGUAAACACAUGCUACCAAUCCAGUUGUGUGGUAGUGAACACUAAACAGUCGCCCAAGAGGAUCCACACGUGAGUACGUUCUAAUACAGCUAUAAAAGUGAAUGCGAAGAUAGGCAUUUUAUGGAGAUGGAUCCAGAUUUGGCUCGCAGCCUAUUUGAAGAAGGUGCAACUCUUGUUCUUCUAGAGGUUCCAGAAGGAACUGAAUUUGGAAUUGAUUAUAACACAUGGCAAGUUGGACCACGUUUUCGGGGGAUAAAAAUGAUCCCUCCUGGAAUUCAUUUUUUACAUUACAGUUCUCACAGCAUUCAUGGCAGUGGUGAAGAAACCGGGCCACGCACUGGGAUUUUCCUUUGUCUUAAACCCAGAGAUAUUCUACUUGCUCGCUGGAGCAAAACCGAAGAGGAACUGAAAUUUUGUGACUCUGAGGCAGAGGAAGAAAUUGAACGCAUUCGGUCAAGCCUCCAGGAUCUUGAUAGAUUCUUAGGUCCUUAUCCCUAUGACACACUACGCAAAUGGGUGUCUCUUACAGACCGCGUGACAGAGGACACUGUACGUAAACUGCAGCCAUUGAAUAAUAAAAUUUGUUCUUUUGCUGAGGUUGUUCCUGAACUGGCUAUGCGUCAUACUAAAGACCGCCUGGAGCAGAAUUUAACUCCUUAUGACACUGAAUGCCAUAGUAUGCAAGAAGGACUAGCUCGGUUGCCCAAAAUGAAGCAGAAGGAAGGUACUGAGCUACGAUUCUCUGAAAUUCCCAAACAGACAUAUCCUGUAGGAGCUACUCCUUCUCAGAUAACUCAGUGCAGCAUGGACCUCAGCUAUGCUCUGCAAGUGUUACUUGACCGCUAUUACAAACAGGACCCGCAACAGAUAUUAGGAGAAUUGCAAUUUGCAUUUGUUUGCUUUCUGAUUGGGAAUGUAUAUGACAGCUUUGAGCACUGGAAGAGACUGUUGAAUCUUAUGUGUCGCUCUGAGGAUGCCAUGCAGAAACACAGCACAUUAUACACGAGUCUUAUUACUGUCCUGUAUCACCAGCUUGGAGAAAUCCCUCCAGAUUUCUUUGUUGACAUAGUCUCAAAGGAAAAUUUCCUCACUGUCACAUUACAGGAGUUCUUUUUAUUUGCUACCAAUCCUGCUGUCGACAAUAACCUACGCAAGAGGGCAACCAAGUUUAAAGCUCAUCUGACUAAAAAAUUUAAAUGGAAUUUUGAAGCAGAUCCCGAAGACUGUGCCCCAGUGAUCGUGGAACUUCCAGAAGGCUGUGACGGAGAAUAACCUUUGAAAAGUCACAUCUAAUAUUUCUUCGGACUGUGUGUUUUUUGAUACUAUAAUGAACACUUGCAGCGGAUUUUUGUUAUUGUUGGUAACUACAGGAAAAGUAUACGUCAUAAAUGGACUGAAUAGUCACUACCUUAAUUUAAAAACUUUGGAUUAACUUCACUUCUAUAGGCAAAUUUUGAAAUUGUCAACUAUGGUAAUACUGCUCAAUUACUAUUUUCAUUUAACUUACUGUAUAUAAACAGAAUGCAAUAAA